Molecule: messenger RNA, 1463 nt
Organism: Owenia fusiformis
Lineage: Eukaryota; Metazoa; Annelida; Polychaeta; Sabellida; Oweniidae
Source: the annotation of a GenBank genome assembly
UGAAACAGUGAACAGUGGAAAAAGAUACAAACUGUAAACGGAAUCUGUACAACAUUAAAACAUUGCAGGAAGGUACUAAUAUUAAAAGCAGUAUAAUGAGGAUCGAAGAUUGCUUGUGUGAGUGUAUAUCAUCCCCGCGAUGGCUUAUUGUUCGCAUCAUCCUCUAUUUUUUAUCAGCGAUUCUUGGUAUCACAGCCGCUAUUUCCAUGGCAAUCGCCAGAGGAGCAUUCUAUCAGAAGAUAUUACAUCCAAAUGGGAUAUGUGUCCUCUAUGGAAGCACGACGCUGAAAGGCAUAGACUACGGCGAAGACGAACCAAUUAGAGUACUAACGUUCAAUGAAGGCAGUAAUGCAACGUGCAACUUUAUAAUUGCAAUUAACUCGAUUACAACCAUUGCACUGCCACUCAUACUGGGAAUCAUCCUCUUGAUAAGCAUAAUCAGACGGAAAUUCAUUGUGGACAUGAUGCAGAACAAGAUGGUCGAUAUUGGAAUGCUGAUAUUUUCAUGUACUGUACUUAUAUUUGCAUUCAUAUCAGGAGUGAUAGCAUCGUCAGGAUAUAGUGCUUGGUGUUCCUCUUUGUUUGAGUCCUUUAAGUCGGCUAUCAAAGAAAUUGCCGAAAGGGAGGGGAUAUCUGAAGAUGAUUUGACUAGAGGACUCAACUCCUUAAGAUGUCACCAACUUCCUCUGAAAAUGAAAGCUCAACAGACAGACAGCUGGAAAGAUGCAGAUGACAUAAACUACACUGGACCGAUGGACUCUCUUGAAGGAGCAUCAUGGGUUCUUGUUGUCGUCUGGACUGUAAUUUGUAUCAUAGAACUGCUAACAUUGUUUGUUAAUAGACGUCGUGUAAGAAGGUCCACGUCUAAAACAACUGGCACUGUUCCUGAAGAGAAAUAUUAGAUUAGUUUAUAGACAUGUCACAUGUAGACGUCACACCAUAUUGCAGCACUGAAGUAGCAUUCGUGAAUUCAACUGCCGGCUGACGGUUAACCUACUUUUAUGCACAAGUCAUUUAAAUAUGAGUUGUGUUGUUCCCAUUGCAAAAUAUUUUGUACGGCAUCACACUUAAAAGAAUUAUUUUUUACAACGCCAAAUUUUUACAAGGUACUGCCUUCUUGAAAUAUUGAAACUGAUAUAAUAUGAAAAUAGAAUCUAAACUCACUAGAAUCUGAAAAUAGCCUCUAAAACUCACUAGAAUGUAAAAAUAGCCUCUUAUACUCACUAGAAUGUAAAAAUAGCCUGGGUGCAUUAUAGUGGGUUCGUGAUCCAAUUAUUUGAAAUACUGUGUUCUGAUUGGCUAGAAUUUGACACACCUUGCCUAGCUACAUGUACAUGUAUUUGUGAAUUUUCUUUAAAGUCUUCCUGUGGAUAGAUGAUUGCAAGUGUUGGGUCGAAAUCACAAUAAUUCACUUUAUAAACCUUUGUUUUCUUAUGUGAUUAUAUACUAUGCGCCGAUUAUCC